Molecule: messenger RNA, 3137 nt
Organism: Pararge aegeria (speckled wood butterfly)
Lineage: Eukaryota; Metazoa; Arthropoda; Insecta; Lepidoptera; Nymphalidae
Product: ATP-binding cassette sub-family G member 5
Exons: 14
Coding region: 87-2009 (640 amino acids)
Cellular component (GO): plasma membrane
Molecular function (GO): ATP binding; ATP hydrolysis activity
Source: RefSeq, a predicted model, not a curated record
UACGGGAAGGUUGUAUUACUUUAUGAUGUGAUUGUAUCUUUUGAUUGAACUUUUUUUGUAUUCUAAAAGGUCAUUCGGUGUUAAAGAUGAUUGGAAGCGAUUAUACUUUGGAACUGUGCAAUGUUUUUCAUUCGGGACAAGUUGAACCGGGCAGUUUCUUCCAAAGAUUAACAGGGGAUGUAAAGACUGGAGUCAUCCUCAAAGAUGUCUCGUUCCUCACGCACAGCGGUGAAGUUACCGCCAUAUUGGGCUCUAAAGGUAGUGGAAAACGCGCUCUUCUAGACGUCAUAAGUCGCCGUGUCCCCUGCAAAGGUCAUAUCCUCCUGGAGGGAGUGCCUUUGGAAAAGGAUUACUUCAGAAAUACUUGCGCGUUAGUACGGCACUCCACAAAGCUUUUACCCGGAUUGAGUGUUCAGCAAACUCUCGCGUUAUCUCUUACAAAGAUUUCGGGAUACUUAAAAUCAUCAAAAGUUAAACAGGUUAUGGCUGAUUUAGCUUUAUCUCAAGUAGCAACCAAGUGUGUUACAAACUUAACGAAAAGCGAAUAUCGCCGACUUGUCAUUGGAGUUCAACUAAUUCGAGAUCCAAUAAUUUUGCUCCUCGACGAGCCAACUUGGGAUUUAGAUCCUUUGAAUACAUAUCUUGUAAUAUCAAUCCUGUCAAAUGCUGCUAAGAAGUACGGUACCACGAUCAUACUUACCAUGGAAAAGCCAAGAUCAGAUGUCUUCCCAUUCCUGGAUCGAGUGGUAUAUUUGUGUCUCGGCGACGUGGUGUACGCGGGUCCAACAAGGAAUCUGCUGGAUUACUUCGGCAGCAUCGGAUUCCCUUGUCCACAAUUGGAAAAUCCUUUGAUGUAUUACUUAUGUCUAUCAACAGUAGACAGACGCUCGCGCGAAAGGUUCAUAGAGUCUAACCACCAGAUCGCGGCUUUAGUAGACAAGUUCAAAGUGGAGGGACAGGCAAUCAUGCAGGGCAACCUUGGGGAGCACGGACGUAUUAUAAACCCCAACAAGAUACAGCUGAACUAUGGCAAAGCGGGUGGUUUUAGGACUAUCUGGAUGCUGUAUCUGAGGAUGUUGGCAUCCAUUUUCAACGUGAAAAAGCAAGGCAUCAAACAAAUGUCGAUGCGACUGCUCACUCUGCCGAUUUACUUUUUCAUUCUUUGGAUCUUCUACAAUGAAGCUAAGGAUUACCAACGUGCUUUUAUAACUAAAAGUGGCCUUUUAUUCAACGCAAUAAUCGGGACGUACUUUAUUAGUAUCAUGAACACAAUUUGUCUCUAUGGUCCAUACCGAACGCGCUACUAUCAAGAGUCUCAGGAAGGUCUAUACAGCGGAGCGAGCCUCCUGCUCGCUUGGAACCUCGUGUCUCUACCAUUCUCCUUCAUAACUGCUUUCGCUUCGGCUGCUAUUAUUUUUCCAAUCCUCGGCGACCUAUCCAACACCAUAGACUUUCUGUACUUCGCAUUGGUGCUGUGGUCGAGUUACAUUUACGCGGAACAACAGACGAUAGCCAUAAUGAUGUUCGUGAAGAACGGCCUCAUCGCUGCAGUCGUCAACAUUUACAUCACUUGCAUCUACGUUAUGUUGGCUAGUGGUGUUUUAAGGUCCUACAAAGGCUACGAAGAAUGGCUCUUCUAUCUCACAUACCUGACACAUACUCGUUAUGCCUCCAUAUUCCUGCACAGGAGUGUCUUCAAGCAACCUAUAUUCAAUGUCCUUCCGUACAGCGAGGAAGAGAACUGCACGUCCAUCACGAAUCUGAUACAGACUUCCUCGAAUAUCAACACUAACUCAAACGCCAAUUGCAGGUACCCCAGCGGAAAAGCAUUUCUAACCGAGAGGUUCACAGCCAAGAACUUCGCAGGCGAUAUCUACCAAACCGGCGAUUUCAACAUGGACUUCAAUUUGGGCAUAUCCUUUGCGUUUUCCUUGGGCAUUAUUGUGUUAAAUAAAUUCUUAUACCUCAUGCCUUUGCCGGGAUAUAUUAUCGAUAAGUUUAGAGAAUAAUACAUUAUGAUAAAUCUACCACUAAUAUUACAAAAGCGAAGGUGGGAUUGUUUGUCCUUACUUUACGCCAUAACUAAGUAGCCUCGCCUUGAUCUUUGGCAUAUAAUUAGUUGAAAGGUCCCUCCUCCAGAGGAGGACCUUUCAACUAAUUCUAUGCCCUAAAAUAAACCACUUUGAACCCAGAAACUUUUAAAUGGUUCCUACAGUAUUUGUAAAAAAACCUUAAUAAACGCGGGCAAGCUUGUAGAGUCAGGUUAGGUUAAGUUAAUAGUUGGGUCAGCAGAACUUCAAGGUCGAAUUUUGCUUCCAUAAAAUUUGGCCUAGCUACUACUCGUAUGUUGUUCUGCUAUUAGACUUCUUGAUCUGUCAGGAGUUCAACAUAAUAUAGUGGUUAACCUUUUCUGAUGAACAGAUUAGUUUACAGGGAUCCUGCAGGAGAUGGGGCUACGGAAGCUGGACGACGACAUGUUAUUUACUAACCUUAUUGGUGCAUAACUGGUUCAGCAGUUUCCUUUUUUUUUCUGGCUUUACACAGAUUAGCCAAUGUCAGGUUUAUAUAUGUUUAAUAAAAGUUAGGGAAGCUUAAAAUAUAAAUUAUCAGGAGAAAUUGACUGACGAAAAGGGCGGGAAACUUCGCACAGGACGGACGCGGCCCCCCAAACACUUUCCCAAAUCUACCCCGAAACUCGCCCCGAAAAGGAUUGGUGCUGUCUGUACAGCACAUACCGCAGUACCAACGCCAUUCCCACAGCAGCUAGCCGCCUAUACAUGCAAGUUCUUCAAAAUAUUAUAUCGCAAACAGUUUCCUUCUACUUGUUGUAAAGUUUAAUAAAUUUAUAAUGUACUUUUCUCACUGUCCCGGGAAGUUUCGGUAGCAACUAGUAGCGGCUAAGGUGACAACGGCUGGGAACGCAUUUUAGCGUUUCGGUAUCCCAUCGAUCAGGCGUAUUUUAUAUCUCCGUGGAUAUUAAACAAUGUCGAAUACUUUUAUAGUCAUUUUUGUUGGCAACUAAAUUACAGAAUCGGAAAAAUAACAGACCUGCAAGUUACCACAGUCCCUACUUAAGACUAAAUCGGCACUCAGAUCACAAUGAGGUGAGAUCGCUAACAAUAAUUGGUAUAUAAAAU